Cetraspora pellucida is the source of this 262-nucleotide messenger RNA. NCBI's taxonomy places the organism in Eukaryota, Fungi, Glomeromycota, Glomeromycetes, Diversisporales, Gigasporaceae. The record is from the annotation of a GenBank genome assembly.
AUGCAAAAUCAAAAUCAAGAAUAUAGCUCAAGAAGUGCAUCAGCCAUUAGUUUCGAAGACAUUAGUGAAUUUGUCUAUAAUUCUCUAGUAUCUUUAGAAGGAACUAAUAAGCAAUACAAAAGUGAUUCAUCAGAGCUUUAUAUUAAUUUUGACAUUCAACUAUUACAAAAUAAUAAUAAGUUAUUAAAAGAUUAUACAACUAAACAACUUAAAGAAUUGGGUGAUCAAAUAAUAUUUCUUAUAAAGAAAGGAGACAGCUAUA